AUUCUAUAGAGGUUAAAGAUAUAUGUUCUUGAUAUACUAUAUAUCUAUACUCUAUAUCUACUCCAUAUACUCUAUAUCUACUCCACACACUCUAUAUCUAUACUCUAUAAUACUCUGUAGACGCUGUGUGGCUGUCUUAACCAAUAAAUCCAGUCUAGCGUGACCCUUCUUCAAUAACAGUGGAGGCUGAGUCUAGGCUGAGACCCUGCAUUAUAUCCUCCUCCUGUCUUGACCUUUGCUUCUCUAUCUUUUCCUUUCAUCUCUAUCUAUUUUCUGUCUCGAAAAAAAAAGAAAAUGCCAGACAAUCCGUUCAACUCGAAAUACUACUACCGCUUCUCCAACUCCGGGUUGGGAAGCAACUACACGCUCUCGCUGGGACUCAAGACCGAUCCGCCCGCGACGCCCAGCAUGACGACCAUGGGCGCCUACUCGUCGGAGAACUGGCAGAUCUUCUACGACGACGGCGUCUAUUUCCUGCGCAACUACGACUGGGGAGACACGUACCAGAUGGGGUUGACCGCGGAGGAUACCAUCCCCGAGAUGCUCACCCCGGACGCCGCGCUGGGCAUGCAGUGGAACAUCUCCGACGGGAGCACGACGGGGACAUAUAUCCUGCGCAACAUGCUGAUCGGGUCGACCAACGUGCUCUCGACGGAGGCGCUCAGCGACGGGCUCAUCGUCCCGAUCAUGAACACCGACGAGACGGACGACGAGCUGUGGGAGAUCGAUAUCAACGUUAGCGCUGGCACCAUCACCAACGACACCAUGCUGAGCACUUAUACAUCUCUUCAGGCUGCCACCACCACAUCAAAAUCGACGUCGACGUCAACGUCAACAACGCUGGCGACAACCACCGCAACCGCUACCACCGCUGCAACGGCUAUAACCGCUACAACCAAUACAACAAGUUCCAAAGGGCUGUCCGGGGGCGACAUUGCAGGCAUCGCCGUCGGCAGCGCAGCAGGCGUGAUUAUUCUUGCAGCGCUGGCCUUUUUCUUCUACCGGGCGAGACAACGUCAACCGGCGCAGACAGUACAGACGCAGACGGUGCGGGCAGAGCUGGCGGAGACGUCGCCCAAGUCGGAGCUGCUUGGCAACGAGGCCAACUGGCGGGUUUCCGAGCUGCCGGGAGAGUAAUAAUGAAGUCAGUAUGCGAGAUGGGUAAUGGCUAUAAAUAG
Penicilliopsis zonata CBS 506.65 is the source of this 1178-nucleotide messenger RNA. RefSeq lists its product as hypothetical. The transcript is spliced from 2 exons. Bases 295 to 1137 code for a protein of 280 amino acids. NCBI's taxonomy places the organism in Eukaryota, Fungi, Ascomycota, Eurotiomycetes, Eurotiales, Aspergillaceae. The record is from RefSeq and is a predicted model, not a curated record.